This is a messenger RNA of Rhizophagus irregularis DAOM 181602=DAOM 197198, 346 nucleotides long. The record is from RefSeq and is a predicted model, not a curated record. NCBI's taxonomy places the organism in Eukaryota, Fungi, Glomeromycota, Glomeromycetes, Glomerales, Glomeraceae.
AAUAUUAAAUGAAUUUAUGAUGCCUUGGUCUUUACAUCCCUGCCCCAGGCUUAUGUACACCAUGUCUUGGUCUUUACAUCCUUGCUCCCAGGCUUAUGUACACCAUUACACGUGUGUCUUGGUCUUUACAUCCCUGGCUCCCAAGCUUAUGUACACCAUGCCUUGGUCUUUACAUCCCUGUCCCAGGCUUAUGUACACCAUGUCUUGGUCUUUACAUCCCUGCUCUCAGGCUUAUGUACACCAUUUCACGCGUGUCUUGGUCUUUACAUCCCUGUGUGCUUGCACGUUUUCUUUGUGGAUAGGAGUCUUGUCUCCUACUGGUUUAGUAUUAAUUGAGAUCUAUUGA